AUGUGGCCAUAUCUGAGAACGUUAAACCCACAAGCAGAAGAAUCUCAUUUUGGUUAUAUUGUCACAUUCUACAGUGUCUCUCAGUGCAUAUCAGCUUUUACGUUCGGUUAUUGGAGCAACCGAAUAGAACAGGUUCGAUUUCCUCUGCUUACUGGAUUUUUUCUGAUGAUGGUUGGAAAUGUGCUAUAUUUGUCGCUCCCAUUUUACGCCACUUCUAGUGUAACUAUUGCGAUGCUCAUUGCAAGAUUUGUUCUAGGAUGUGGAACAGGUAAUAUAUGUCUUCUAAGAGCCUAUGUUUCAACAUCUUCAUCAAAAUCGGAUCGGGCUCGAGCCAUUGCCUGUAUUAAUGGUGGUUUAGCCGCUGGAAGCCUAAUAGGUCCAGCUUUACAAUUGCUCUUCAGUCCUCUUGGACAUCAAGGGAUAAGCAUAUUACCAUUUUUCAAUCUUAACAUCUACAACUCACCUGCUCUUUUCUCUCUCUUCUUGGACACAGCCGGCUUUCUAGCAGUACUUUUCGCAUUUGAGGAAAAGUACGAUGUGCUCAAGGCUGAUGCUGCCAAGACAGAAAAACUGCCAGAACCUUGCAAAGUAGCAAUACUUGUAUGUUUUGGUACCAGAUCCGCUCAAAUAUCUGUUAUGGCAACCAUAGAGACACUUGGAUCCGCUUUCUCCAUGCUAAUGUUCACUUUCAACAACGAGCAGGCUGUGGCGGCUAAUGCUACGGCACAUUUGGUUUCUGGAAUUGCAGGAGCCAUACUGUAUCUUGCAUUGAUUGUCUUCAACCUCUCAAAAUGGUAAGC
Molecule: messenger RNA, 800 nt
Organism: Strongylus vulgaris
Lineage: Eukaryota; Metazoa; Nematoda; Chromadorea; Rhabditida; Strongylidae
Source: the annotation of a GenBank genome assembly